AUGGAAGAAACAGCUAAAGCCAACUACACCAAGAAACCAAGACACAUGCGCCGCUCAUUCAAGAUCCGCAAAAACACCAAACUCCCAGGCGGGCUACCAGUCGAGCAAGAGGCGUCCCUCAAGCAGAGUCGGCGAGCACAUGUCGGCAACGAUGACCCAUCAAUGCCCAUAGACCGCAAAGUGGCGAUUGUGGGUAUAGGCUGCCGCUAUGCCAACGGCAUCGACUGCGUCCGGAAGUUCUGGGAGGUGUUGGCAAAGGGGUUGGACUGCACAACGCCUCCUCCAGCUGAUCGUUUUGACAGCUCCUUCUUCCUGUAUCCAGGUAAAAAGUUGCCCGGGAAGAUGUUCAACAAGUGUGCUGGGUACUUGGCCAACAAUCCUGAGAUGUUUGACAGACAGUUCUUCAAGAUUUCACCAGAGGAAGCCAACCAACUGGAUCCCCAGGUCCGUCUGAUGCUUGAGGUCGUCUGGGAGGGUCUUGAAGACGCAGGUAUUCCUGUAGCUACAGUUCGAGGGUCCAAGACCGGGGUCUACAUGGGUGUCACCGCCAGCGAGUAUGGCGUCCUCGUGGCCAUGCCAAACGAGAACAUCAACCAGUACACUAACUCCGGGACCAACUCCUGUAUGGCUGCCAAUCGGAUCUCAUACGAGUUUGACUUCCGCGGGCCAAGCUUCAUUAUCGAUACCGCGUGCUCUUCAUCACUGUAUUCGAUACACACAGCCUGCGAGGCGAUUCGUAACGGGGACUGCGACAUGGCCGUUGCAGGUGGUGUCAACAUCUCCCUCCUUCCUGUGACGAGUAUUGGAUUCUGCCAGGCAGGGAUGCUGUCCCCGGACGGUAAAAGCAAGAGUUUUGACCGCUCAGCUGAUGGCUACGCACGCGGUGAAGGAGCCGGGGCUGUGAUACUGAAACCACUUCGCCAGGCACUUGAAGAUGGCGACAGGGUCUAUGCAGUGUUACGUGGUGGCGCCCUUCAUAAUGAUGGCAGGACACCAGGAAUCGCCAACCCUAGCUUCGACGCCCAAGUGUCCCUUGCUGAGAUUGCUUAUAAACAUGCCAUGACCGACCCGGAGGAUGUCGCCUACGUUGAGGCACACGGCACUGGCACACAGAUCGGGGACAGGACUGAAGCUAAUGCACUGGGCGAGGCAAUGAGUCUUAACCGCAAGCCUGAGCACCCUCCACUCUACAUUGGCUCCGUCAAGUCCAACAUUGGUCAUGCUGAAGGGGCCGCUGGUGUAGCGGGAAUCAUAAAGACAGCCCUGAGCGUAUACUACGGACAGAUCCCUAAAGUUGUUCAUUUCAGACAGGGAAACGAAAAUGUUGACUUUGAAGGGUUGAAUAUGCGAGUACCAGCUGAGCUGACUCGCUGGCCGAAAGGAGCCAAGAAACUUGCUGGUUGUAGCUCCUUUGGCUUCGGUGGAGCGAAUGCUCAUCUUGUCCUCGAAGGUCCUGCCCAAUCACCAACGAAAGGAGACCGAGGGUCGAGUUCAUCCCCUCCACAACCACAGGUGCAGCCUGAGCGAGAGACAAUCGUGCCCAUGAUACUCUUCCUGUCUGCCGCUAGUAAGGAUGCUCUACGACAGCGGAUGCAAGACUGGAUCAGCUACCUAAACAACAUCAUCGGGAAUGACUCCAGGGCGUUCAGCAAUGCCCUUUGCACGGGGGCAGUACGUUCCACCCAUCAUCAGUAUAGGAUUGGUGUCAUUGCCAGGACGGCUCGGGAAGCAGCCGAGCAAAUCCGCCUGAAGGUUGAGCAUGAUCCCAGAGUUGCAUAUAACGUGAUUGAGGGGAAGACACCGGAAGGCCACAACGGGCACAGGCUGGUGUUUGUCUUCAGUGGAAUGGGGACACAGUGGUGGGGAAUGGCCAGGCAGCUCAUGGAAGACGAGCCGCAGUUCAGGAGUGUUAUCAGGAGGAUUGACAAGAUUCUAAUCAAGUGUGGUGCCAAGUGGUCCCUACUCCACAUGCUGAGCAAAGAAACAGACCGCGAAAAAAUCAAACAAACAGAAAUCGCACAGCCCUGCAUCUGCUCUGUUCAAAUUGCCUUGGCUGAGCUCUUCCGAAUGCGUGGUGUGACACCGGACGCAAUCAUUGGCCAAAGUAUCGGCGAGGUAGCAGCUGCUUACGCCGCUGCUCUCAUUUCAUUGGAGGACGCCGUUAAGUUAAUUUACAUACGUGGCAGACAACUCCGCAAGACAAGCGGUCUUGGCGCAAUGGUGGCCGUUCUACAUGCCGUUGAGGAGGUCCAGGCUCGUUUAGAGAACAGUGAGUUUUUAAGUGUCAUCGACGUUGCCGCAGUGAACAGCCCAACGCAGGUUGUUCUGUCUGGGGAUUGUGAGUCAGUGGCCAGGUUUGUUGAUACUCUUAAGAGAGAUGGUAUCCGAUGCGUGACCCUCAAAGUCCAGAAUGCCUACCACAGCUACCAACAAGACGACAUCAAGAAGGACUUCCUGAAGAAGGCAAAGUUUCUAGAGACCUCUAAUAAGGACAGCAUUAUCAACAACCCUGUUAUUCCCAUGAUGUCAACUGUUACCAACGAGUAUCUAGACCGGGAGACGGCAAACAGUCCAGAGUACUGGUGGAAGAACAUCAGGCAGAGCGUCCUCUUCCGUGGGGCAUGUGAGAAGCUCCUGAAGGAGGGAUACACCAGCUUUUUGGAAGUCAGCCCCCAUCCAUCCCUGUCGCCAGCCAUACGGGAUUGCCUAUCAGCUAACCCAGCAUCCAACAAACGCUUUGUAACAGGCUCAUUGAGACGGCCAUCUGAUAUUAGGGAUGUAGCAGACGACAAGGUGAAUAUUCUCCGGUCUCUGGCAAGGCUCCACGUGGAAGGCUAUCCCAUCGACCUGAACUUGUUAUUCAGGGAUGGCGAUUUCAAAGUCAUGUCUCUGCCUACAUAUCCCUGGCAGAGAGUCCUGUGCUCUGGAACCACUGAGAAGAGUCUGAAGAUGUUCCGUUUCCCCGCUAAGAAUCAUCCCCUGUUAGGGAAAUCACAGAGCCUGUCUCAUUUCAGCACCGAUAAUGGGCCUCGGGUGUGGUGUGCCAAGUACAGCAUGGCCACAGUGCCAUGGCUACGAGAUCACAAACUCCAGGGUAACAUUGUUAUCCCAGCUGCAGGACAGACUGAAAUCAUGCUUGCGGCUUCCAAGGCCAUGUAUCCCGAUAGUGAGACCAUCACACUCAGAGAUGCCUCGUUUGAAAGGUUCAUUUUCCCAUCUGAUAUGAAGGGCAUGCUCGAGAGCACUGUGGUCACAAAGCCAAGGGAAGCUCAGUUUGCACUCCGAAGCUUCAAUCAGGCCGAUGAGAAAUGGACUCUGCAUGGUAAAGCCAGCAUCGACAUACCUGGGAAGUCUAGAUUGUCCUACCAUCAACUUGAAGACCAGUUCCACUGUCUGAAAUUGGCUAUUGAUGACAUACGGCGCAAGUGCCCUUACGAGGUCCAACAAGAAGAGUUCUACGCCAGACUUUGGAAGGGUGGGUUUCAUUUGGGGGAUACCUUCAGAUGUGUCAACACAGCAUACUUCAGUCCAGACUACAGCGAGGCCUUGCUGUACGCAUCUAUUCCAGAAGCACUUGAGAAGGAAUUCCGUCAGUAUGUCUUCCAUCCGGCCUUGUUAGACAGCAUGUUUCAAGGGAUUGGAAUUUGUCAGAUGUUUCUGGAACAAGAGAAGGCUCGAAACAACCACAAUGUUUUCAAGACAUGGUUCCAGGUACCAAGGUCUGUUCAGAAGGUACGAGUGAAAGGUACUGCUCCCUCACAGGUAGCAUUCCAUGUUCGGAUGACCCAUGUUGAGAAAGGGGAAACAGUUGGGGAUGUUGUAGCAGCGGAUGCCACCAACCAGUGGGUUUUUGCUCAAGUUGACAGACUGGCCUUUGAGAAUGUUCACUCCAAUGAGCCCGAUGAGAAAGUGCAGCUUUGGAGGCGAGAGUGGGCACCAAUCCAUGUUGAUUUCUCAGAGACAGCCCUCCACCAAAUACCCAUGAAGCGAAUGCAUUCUCGGCCUCUCAGCGCUAUUGGGUCGGAGAACCCUGGGGCGAUCAUCAUCAUCAAAGACAAGCAAGGGGUUUCCACCGAACUCAAGAGGCGAAUGGAGAUGGAAAGUGUUGUAAGCGUGCUGGACCCAAGAAUCCUUGUUGACGGGGACGAGAGGUUCAGACGUGUUCUACGGUCACUAGGUCAAGUAACUGAUCUCAUCAUGCUCUCAACACUUGACACAAAACAACUUGGAUCCCUGUCAAGCAUUAACAUAGACAACUUUGAGGAGGCCCAGACUAUGACAGCUACAUCUCCAAUAAGUCUUUACCGAGCCAUUGUCAAACAUGAUGCCAAGGUGAAGCCAAGAUUGUGGAUGGUCACACGGGCAGCACACGCUGUCCAUGACACUGACAUAGCAGACCCAAUGAUGGCGCCUGCAAGUGCCGUUAAUCUCACCCUCAUGCACGAAGACCCAGAGUUUCCCUUGGUAACUGUUGAUUUGCCCUCUUUGCUUGAUCCAGAGGAGUCUGCUGAAUGGUUGUACCAAUAUAUGCGAUCAGCACCAACAGAUGAAAACUUUGUGGCUCUACGACGCAAAAUGCCAAUGCAAGCUGUUGAUCAUACGAAAGAACUGGCAUUUGAAGCACAGGCUCUACGAAUUGUCAUGCAACCUCAGUCUAGCUUCUCAGCACCUACUCUCUCUUCAAACUGGCAAGUGGAUGUGGACGACACACUCAAGCAGAAGCGGCUCGUGGUGAAGCAAAACCAAGAAGCACCUAAGGUGACAAGCUCAGAGGACAUUGCAGUCAGGCUCUCAGCAUUCUCUGUCCAACAGCAAAAGGAUGCUCCGGAAAAAUCAACAGGUCUCAGCUAUCUGUUUGCUGGGAAGAUCAACAACUGCAGCGAAGAGCUUCAGGUACUGUUCAGAAUGAGACACAAUGUGCUUGGUCUACGAUCUGGUGGCAAGAUAAAGGCUACAAUCUGGGCGAACGCCAGUGAACUUGUACCCAUCCCAGCAAACCUGACCCCUGUUGAGGCGAUUAAUAUCGUCAGGGACUACCUGCCAGCAUUUGUUGCCUUCCAUGAUACACUGAAGCUUAACGAGAAUGGCUCAGUGAUCAUAUGUCUCUCAUCUCUACGAGACAGGGUUGGAUUGGCCACCACGCAUCUCGCUCUGGAGCAAGGUGCCAAUGUGUUUCUUCAUGUGGAGACUGACGAUGACAACAUCCUCCCUGUGGAGAAGCUCCUUGGUAUCCUGGGUGACUCUCGUGUGGUCAUCACAUCAGGGGAUAACUUCCAUACCCUUAUCAAUGAUGGUUCUGUUGAUGUUCUCCUGUUUGCAGGUGAGAUGCCACAAGACAGUAACAACCUCAAGAAGCUUGUCGGCAAACUUAGCCCUUUUGGUACAAUAGUACACAUCCACGGCCGAAAUGGCCCAUCAGAGUCUCGCCUCAAUGUUAUGCCACCAAAUAUAUACUUCCUAUCCAUCGACAUGGGGCUGGGUCGCUUUGACCAAAUGAAACCUAGACUUCAGGACUCAAUGAUUCGUCUACUACAGAUGUUUAGUGUCCAUAACGGCUUCCAGGCACUCAAGACUCUCACAGUCCCAACUGCUCCAAUAUCUAAGCUUUCUCGUUCUCCACAUGCCACCAUAGAGGACAUGACUGUGUGCAUUGAUGAGGAAAGCAUCCCCACUACCCUAGACUUUGAUGACAUCAAUUUCACAGCCAACGGUGAUGCAGCUUACUUGGUAACAGGUGGGUCAAGAGGCUUCGGGCUGAUGACUGUUGAGUGGUUAGUUAAGUCUGGUGCCCGUCACAUUUACAUCAUAUCGAGAUCCACUCCAGAGGAGGAAGCUGUGCUGAAAUUCAAGUCAUUCCGGGAUACAGGGGCCCGUAUAACUCACCUCAAAGUUGAUAUGUCUAAAGAUCACGAAGUAGAGAAAGCUCUCGCUGCUAUACGUGACAAUGAAGAUCUGCCACUAGAGGGAAUCUUUCACUGUGCAGUGGUAUAUAACGACUGCCAUUUGAGACAAGUCACAACAGAGACUUGGAACAAGGUGAUGAUCCCCAAAGCAUAUGGUGCUUUAGUUCUGCAUCAACUCACGCUGAAAAUGGGUUUUUCGGUUCGCUACUUUGUCAUGAUGUCUUCGAUAGUGGAGAUGUUGGGAAAUGAGGGACAAGGGGCUUACUGCGCUGCUAAUACAUUCUUGGCGAGUCUUUGCAGCAUGAGGCGAAAGUUAGGCCUUCCAGCCACUGUCAUCUGUCCUGGUAUCAUCAACACUGCUGGCCACGCGGCUAGGGCUGGCUUUGUCAGCCACUGGGAGAAAAUGGGCAUGCAGAGCCUACCACCCUCAGAGAUACUGAAGGGUCUUGGGUGCAUUCUUGCAACGGACUACCCACAACUUGGUCUCACUGGCGCAGUGAACAAGAAGGAAUAUGCAAAAGCAAACAGUCCCAUGUUAUCACACCACUUCAGUGAACCAGCUGGUACCUUCUCGGUCCUAAAGUCUCUUUUCCCAAAUCGGGAGAGCUUCCUGGCAACAGAUAAUGAUAUCCAGAUUAGAAUCCGCCUGCUUUCCAGAGUAGAGGCUCAUGAGUUGAUUUUCAAGACAUUGUCGGAUCAUCUUGUCCAGCGUCUUGGUCUCAGUGCAGAUGUCUGUCAAGAAGCUACUCUUCUUUCCAUUGGGUUGGAUUCCCAUAUGUCAACUGAACUAAGUGCGGUAAUUCAAGAGAGCUUUGGAGUGACCAUGACAGCCAUGGAGUUGCUGAACGACACUCUAACAGUGAAGGACUUAACGCAGAAUGUCUACACUAAAGUAAUGAGCAGUGCAACAGAAGAACAACAAGCGGCAUCCAGCGAGGACACAAUGGGAACUGCUAGUCAUCAGUUGUGGUUCAGAAUAGACGACAAGGUUCAGAAGCCUUCACAUCAGCUCGUCUGCUUUCCUUCUGUUGGUGGUGGACCAUCCAUGUUUGCAGCAUGGCAGCAACACCUCAGCCAGAACAAUGUGCAGAUUAUCUCCCUGCAGAUGCCUGGUUGGGAGGGCCGUGAGAAUGAGAAACCAUCACAUAACUUGUCUGAUGUCGUCCAACGUCUCGCAGAUGCACUCUUGCCUCAUUUGCACAAGGGAAAUUUUUCAUUCUUCGGCCACAGCUUGGGAGGUCUCACUGCCUUUGAGCUUGCACAGCUUCUGUGGAAGAACCAUGAUAUGCUUCCAAACCAUCUCUUCAUUAGUGCUUGGUAUGCACCGACUCAAUCCUAUCCACAUCCUGAAGAGCUUAAUAUCUCCAGCUCGGCCUUCCGUAAGAUGCAGCGAAUGAUCUCUUCCAGAGGGGACCCAAUGAAGAUCACAGAGCCUUUCCCGGUACGGUUCAGCUUCCUGGACCAGAGCACCAUCAGCAACCCACGCCUGAUGAUGCGUCUGGUUCCUAGCAUUGAGGCUUCUAUUAUGACUUGCAAGAAGUACAGAUGCCGCCAUCGAGAUCGCUUACCAUGCAACAUGACCAUCUUCGGAGGCAAGAAUGACCCUUUCGUCAAUCCAACUCUCUUGGACGAAUGGACUAAGCAGAUCACCAGCGAGAGCAACUUCAAGAAGUUGAUCCUCCCAGGGAAGCAUAUGUACAUCCUCACCGCGGGAAAGACUAUUCUUAAGGAGAUUGCCAGUACCCUGAGUCAGCCCCAGAAACAGGAUUCUCCGCCUGAGAAAAAGAAGGUGCGGAGCUACUCCCUUGGUGUGGAUGCAGAGGCUUCAGAGGCAGGACCAUCCGACGGGGCUUCUGCCAGUGCGUCCUCAUACCACGUUGGUAAACCAGUGCCAAAACCACGAUCAAGUUUCAGUUAGUAAUCUUUACAGUAUUGAAAACAAACAACACAAAGCAUAUUAGGUUGCUUGUUAUGGCCAAGGCUACUUAAAUUAAAUAGCAUCGGACAGUCUUAUUUAAAGAUUUGUUAACGCACUUCAAAACCUCUGUGGCCUAAGGCUGACAAAAACAAUGCUAGUAUAAUGCAUGCAUCUUCAGUUCCAUGAGCACACCGUAAAGCACAAACUAACCAUGCCUAAAACAUUUUAGCUUACAAGAAUAAGACUACAAACCAAAGAAAAAAGUUAUGUGUACUGUUUGUGACUGAGGCUGUGUCAGAUUCGGCUGAGGCUGUUGCUAAGGGCAGCCUAUCUUUCAACGCAGGUUAAAAUGUGGAUUCAGCCAUAGCAACGGCCACAGCCAUAUUUAGAAACGGCCUGAUUCACUGCCUACAUGUAUGAUUCCUUGGCAGAUAUUUGUUACAGGAUAAUAUUUGUUAUGGGGAUCACACAUGACGUACAUGAACAUUCCUAAAAAAGGCUUGCUGAGCUGGGUUCCCCUUAUUCUAGACAUAAAACCCCUGAGAUGUUACAAUUCAGGAGUUUUGUAGAAUAUGCGCACCAUCAGAAAUAGGAUUACAUUAACAAAAUUUUGACACUAUGUGGACGAUGUCUUUUUCCCUUUGGUUACUGCUUUUCUUCUUCUAAGAAAAAUCCUAAAAUCAGAAAAAAAAUGUGAGAAAUUAUUUUUAAGUACAUGUUAUACUGCCUGCGUUACGAAAAACACUUAGUGUCCAAUUAACUAUAACUAUGUUAUAAACCAGUCUAAAAAAAUCAAGCUUUUCAGAGACAUGAUAUUAUGCAUACAUUCCAAAGUAAUUGUACCACGAAAACUGUCUUACACAUAUCACAGAAUGUAAUUCCAAAGAAACAUGAUUUAAAAGGUAGACCAGUGGAAUCACCAUCUUAUGAGAAAGCAAGAUUUCUGGGAUUGGCUGGCCUGUGGAAGAUGUUGGUCGAUCCGGCUGUUUAAAAUUUAUUUGUUUAAGUGUGUUUUAUCCUAACGCUGUAUUCUCAGUGCGCUCAGUCCAGCCGAAAAAACAAAACAAUGGAAUACUUCUUGGAUGGGAUUCAAACCCAGAACUGUCACAUUCUACACCAAAUAUCUUAACCACUAGAUCUCCGAGCAUGAAAAAUGUUGAGAGCAAAUACAUCGCAGCCUUGAGGGCAAGCUAGUUUUAAUUGGAGUUAUAAAAUAAAGGUUUAUAAAGGUUUUGUGAUUUGGAUGUGUUGAAUCAGCUCAUAUUUAAUUAUUUGAAGUUAGUAAGUACAGUCAUAAAGAAUUAAAAUAAUAUUUGCCACAAUUUUUUUUUAUGGAUCCAUGAGAUGUUCCAAUUUAAGUCAAGAUUUUAAUGUUUUGUUCUCGAUUAAUGUACAUUGUAUUUCUAUUUUUAAAAUGUCUUUAAGGAUUCCUCAUAUAAUUAUGGAUUUUCAGACAGUAAAAUUGAAUUAAUAUAAAAUAAAAUUAAAAUAGUAAAUGCUCUAACUUUAACGAGUGCAGAGCAGAAGGUUGGCCGAGUUUGUGCAAUACUAAACUAAAUAAUAAUUAUAUAAUAGUUAAGUUUUUUGUAAGUUAUAAUUAAUAAAUUAUAUUAUCGCUGCAUGCAAAUUACCUAAGAAGUGUUUCAGAAAAGAAAGACAAAAAUUGUGCCUCUGAAAAAAAGAAAAAAAUCUCUGCAAUUGUUUCACUUAUCUAUGACCCAUUUUUCCUUUUCCGAAAAAUUAAUGCUUACGUUUAUCCAUAUAUUAUUGUCCAAGGCUAAUGUCUGACCUUGCAUAUUUUUAGCAAUACAAGCAACUUAAAAUGAUAAUUAUUUUUACCACAUUUGUUUGGAAAAAAGAAAUAUCGUAGCUCUGAGUAAUUGUAAAGGAAAGGCUGUAGCCUUUGAACAUUUUUCAAUAAAAAUAAUAUAAAACAGA
Messenger RNA from Asterias rubens (European starfish), 9759 nucleotides. RefSeq names its product phthioceranic/hydroxyphthioceranic acid synthase-like. Gene Ontology annotation, molecular function: 3-oxoacyl-[acyl-carrier-protein] synthase activity; fatty acid synthase activity. NCBI's taxonomy places the organism in Eukaryota, Metazoa, Echinodermata, Asteroidea, Forcipulatida, Asteriidae. The record is from RefSeq and is a predicted model, not a curated record. Gene Ontology annotation, biological process: fatty acid biosynthetic process. The transcript has 4 exons. The coding region runs from base 1 to 7821 and encodes 2606 amino acids.